CCCACGGCGACCGCCCAACGCCACGCCUUUUCGCUCCCUCCAACGCUCCCUCGCUCGCUCGCUCUCGCUCUGACGUCCUCUGAUCCCUCCGUUGUAGGCGCAUUCCGUCUCCUUGUCUGUCUCUUCUGUCGUCCCUGUGGCUAGUGUUCAAGCGCGCGACUGUCUCCCUACCUUGGCAACGAUCCUAAGGUAGCCUUGACAAUCAUCGCCGCCGCUGCCUUAACCGCCCACCGCCGAACCUCCAAGGCAGUUGUCUCAGCAAGCUCUAUUAUUCGUGUUCUCAUCUCCGGUAUACGCGCCCACCAGAAGCAAUAUGCCUCCUCUUGUUCCGCAGACACCCCAAAAGGACGAUCUUGAUCAAACAUGGACGUUCUUGGAAAGGGGCAUCGACAGCGUCAUGCUGAAGUUGGAGGACGGGGUGGAUAUGAAGACUUACAUGGCUUUAUAUACCGCAGUCCAUAACUUUUGCACGUCGCAAAAGGCAGUCGGAGGUAACCCCAAUCUAAACGCACACCGUGGUGCACACCUACUAGGUGAGGAGCUAUACAAGCUGCUAGGGGAAUACCUUUCGCGCCACCUCGAUGCGGUUCAUAAUGAAUCCAAAGGCCAUACCGAAGAAGCACUGCUUGCCUUCUACAUUCGCGAAUGGUCUCGUUAUACGACUGCGGCCAAGUACAUAAACCAUCUCUUCAAAUACCUCAAUCGUCACUGGGUAAAACGGGAAAUCGACGAAGGCAAGAAGAAUGUGUACGACGUGUAUACUCUACACUUGGUCAAGUGGAAAGAUGAUUUCUUCCUCAAGAUUCAUGACAAGGUCAUGGAAGCGGUCUUGAACCUUGUCGAGAAGCAGCGGAAUGGCGAGACGAUCGAGCAAUCGCAGAUCAAGAGUAUCGUGGAUUCAUUCGUUUCGUUGGGUCUCGACGAAAGUGACAGCACCAAGUCUACUCUGGAAGUCUACCGGUUUUACUUCGAACGGCCAUUCAUCGCUGCCACUCGGAGUUACUACGAAAACGAGUCUCGGCAAUUCGUGGCAGAGAACAGUGUGGUUGAGUACAUGAAGAAGGCAGAUGCCCGUCUCGACGAAGAGAAAGCCCGUGUUGGCUUGUAUCUGCACCCGGAUAUCUCUAAGCAUCUCACGGAUACCUGCUUGGAUGUUCUCGUCACUGCUCACUCCGAGCUUCUCCGGGACGAGUUCCAAGUUCUUUUGGAUAAUGAACGCCAGGACGACCUGGCCCGUAUGUACCGACUCUUGUCGCGCAUCAAAGACGGUCUGGACCCUCUGCGAACGAAAUUCGAGACACAUGUUAGGAAAGCUGGUCAUGCUGCGGUCGAGAAGGUUGCUGCAGAAGGCGAGGCGUUUGAGCCUAAGAUGUAUGUGGAUGCGUUGUUGCAAGUUCACACCCGGUACCAAAGCCUGGUGAACGAGGCCUUCAAUGGCGAGUCCGAGUUUGUCCGAUCUUUAGACAAUGCCUGCCGAGAGUUUGUCAACCGCAAUCAGAUCUGCGCUUCCAGUUCGACGAAAUCGCCGGAACUGCUGGCCAAGUACACCGACUCGUUGCUCAAGAAGGGGUCGAAGGCUGCCGAAGAAUCCGAGGUCGAGGAGAUGCUGGUUCAGAUCAUGACCGUCUUCAAGUACAUUGAGGAUAAGGAUGUUUUCCAGAAAUUCUAUUCCAAAAUGCUGGCCAAGCGAUUGGUCCAUGUCAGCUCGGUGUCGGACGACGCGGAAACCAGUAUGAUCAGCAAACUCAAGGAAGCCUGUGGUUUUGAAUACACGAAUAAGCUGCAGCGAAUGUUCCAGGACAUCCAGAUCUCGAAGGACCUCAACGCCAGCUAUAAGGACUGGCAAGAGAGGGCCCUAGACGACGACGAUCGAAAGAGACUGGUAGACACCCAUUUCCAGAUUCUGGGAACUGGAUUCUGGCCCCUUCAGGCUCCCUCGACGGACUUCCUGGCACCGCCAGAAAUUGUCAAGACUGCCGAACGCUUCCAGAGCUUCUAUUUCGACAAGCACAACGGUCGCAAGCUGACCUGGCUUUGGCAAUUGUGCAAGGGCGAAAUCAAGACGAAUUACAUCAAGAACACCAAGGUCCCUUACACUUUCCAGGUGUCGACCUUCCAAAUGGGUAUCUUGUUGCUGUUCAAUGAAAACGACACUCUGGAAUACUCCGACAUCCAAAAGGCCACGUCGCUUGCCCCGGAAAUUCUUGAGCCAAACCUGGGUAUCCUUCUCAAAGCCAAGGUUCUUAUCAUCGGCCCUGAGGGCUCCAAGCCGGGUCCUGGCACGACAUUCACCUUGAACUAUAACUUCAAGCACAAGAAAAUCAAGGUCAAUCUAAACAUUCAAAUCAAAUCCGAACAGAAGGUCGAGUCGGACGACACGCACAAGACGAUAGAGGAGGACCGUAAGCUGCUGCUCCAGUCUGCUAUCGUUCGCAUUAUGAAGUCGCGGAAGAAGAUGCGACACGUCGUGCUCGUCCAGGAGGUAAUUCAGCAGGUGAAAUCCCGCUUUCCUCCCAAGAUUCCCGACAUCAAAAAGAACAUUGAGGCCCUCAUGGAGAAGGAUUAUAUAGAGCGUUUGGAUGGUGAUGAAAUCGCGUACAUUGCAUAAUCCUCCCCUUUCCCCCAACUUCCCCAUUUCUUCCUAUACACUAUUCCAUUCCUUCCAGCCUUUGGUCUCUCACAUCACUUGUGUUAGCGUCGGUUUUCAUGGUUUUUUUUUUCAUCAUCCUCAUACUUCUUAAAUUUUUCCCCGUCCCCAUUAUCAAGUUGGUCUUACGGUUCUCUCCUGCAAUAAAACCAGCACCUUUCUAUAGGAGAACAUAGCUUUCUUCGUAUCACUUUCUUAUUCUUUUGCCCCUCUUUUCUUGCCUCAUACCUUAGCGCUGAUGAGGAGAAAUGAUAACCCAAAUCUAUCGACCAAAAAUGACCACGUUUGCUCUGCAUUUCUUUUCCAAUUUAUCUGCUUGCGCUUCCCUGGGUUCUACUCCGUUCACUUUCUAUUUCAUCUUACGAAUAAAGAUCCGAUCCCAUUUUAGUAUAGAUGAUGUCAAGAAAAAAUGCCGACUGG
Messenger RNA from Aspergillus steynii IBT 23096, 3067 nucleotides. RefSeq names its product cullin culA (gene culA). Gene Ontology annotation, molecular function: ubiquitin protein ligase binding. Lineage: Eukaryota; Fungi; Ascomycota; Eurotiomycetes; Eurotiales; Aspergillaceae. The coding region runs from base 314 to 2608 and encodes 764 amino acids. The transcript is spliced from 7 exons. The record is from RefSeq and is a predicted model, not a curated record. Gene Ontology annotation, cellular component: SCF ubiquitin ligase complex. Gene Ontology annotation, biological process: protein ubiquitination; SCF-dependent proteasomal ubiquitin-dependent protein catabolic process.